GGGCUCCGCUCGCAGAUCUGGCAUCCCCGCCCCCAAGAGCCGGGCUUCACGGGGGCUUUGCUGGUGAUAACUGCAUUUUUUAGGGUCACCACGCCGAAACUAGCGCAUAGGCUUUUGGUGUUCUGGUGCCGCUAAUGCGGAAGGUCCGAUCUUUGUGGUCGGCGGAAGAAAUUUCAGGUUGGCUUCGGUCUCCAUGGAGUAAGGCCUGAGGCAGCCGGCUGGGAGUGGGCGUGUGCGGACGGUCGUAUAGGGUCGCUGUUUGUUGAUGUGAUAGUGUGUGUGUGUGUGUGUGUCCACACCUUGAUCUCUCUGCAUUAUCUGGGGCUCUGUGCGCGUCGCUUUCUGCUCCAACUUUCCCUCGCGACCACAGGAACCAAAGCAGAGGACUAAGUUUCAGUAAGGAGAGGUCAGGCUAGGUACAGACUUGAGCUUGGGAGGAGCAUUUGGGGCUGAAAGUGCCACCGAGGGUGACCUAGGAGGGUGGUUACUUGUUGAAUUCCAUGACUUUCUCAGAGCCCUAGCUGUGUGAGUGUUGAGGGAACUGAAGGAAAGUGCUCAGUGCGGAUGCUGCCAGAGCAUGAUGGGGAUCUCAUCCUUGCGCAGGCUCCCCGCGAAGGCCAUCAGUCAAAAGGAGGGCUUGAGAAGGAUGGGAUCAUUAUUGCUGCCCAUCUAAGAGUCAAGGAUGAGUGUACUCUUCUUUUCUGUUUGAGAAAUGAGUUUUCAAUUUUAUAAUAUGGAAUUGUCAGUAAAUGCAGGUAGGUGAACGUACACAUUCAUACCUCCACCGCUGUGGCCCUUACGUUGUCCCUGCCCUUAGGUCCUGGUGUUCACAUGACCAUUUCAAUUACCCUUGACUUUUUCUCCCUAAAUCACUUCCUUUCCCCACAUUAUAGACAGUGCUCAUCUUGGGUUCAUUGUCUGCAGGGUAUGGCAGGACAAGGGAGUGUUAGAAAGAAUGCAAAUACUGGUUGUAUAUUUAAGGAAAUGACUCAUAAGCUCUAGUCUGUACAGUGUACAUUUUAAUCUCAGCAUUUUGGGAGGCAGAAGCAGGAGGAUCAUUGUAAAUUAAGGAUCAGUUUGAUCCACAUAGCAAGUUCCAGGAGGGGUGUGCUACAAAAUGAGAACCUGUUUCAAAACAAGGAGAAAACGAAAUGAAGGGGAGGAAGCCUGAAGAAGAAUGGCCAGCUCUAGUUCCCAAGACAUGGUCUGUGGGUCAGUGACAUUUAGGGAUGUGGCUGUUGACUUCUCUCAGGAGGAGUGGGCCUGCCUGGAUGCUACUCAGAAGGUCUUAUACAGGGACAUGAUGUUGGAGACCUACAGCAACCUGGUCUCAGUGGUGGGAAGUUGCAUUUCCAAGCCAGAUCUGAUCGUCUUACUAGAGCAGGAGAAAGAGCCCUGGAUGGCUGUGAAGGAAGAAACAGACAGGCCGAGCCCAGAUUUGGAGACAGAUUAUGAUGCUGGAAGUAUAUCUCCAGAAAAUUCUAUUAGUAAUGGAAAUUUUCCCAAACAGAGCAUAAAGCAAUUAAGUAGAAUUCUUGAUCUCGAGGGCUCUACUUUUAGUAAUGGCCACAACCAUAGUAUAUUCAGUGGACUACAGGGUUAUAAAGGAGGAGAUGCUGGUCAAAAGGUUACUAAAAAGGAAGAAAUGCCUCCUUAUACCUGCCAGACUCUUGCUCACAAUACAGAAAAACCAUAUGAGUGUAAAGAGUGUGGGAAGUGCUUUGGUUGUAGGUCAACUUUUACUCAGCAUCAAAGUAUUCAUACUGGAGAGAAGCCCUAUGAAUGUGAGGAGUGUGGGAAGGCCUUCAGACUCCCCCAACAGCUCACAAGGCAUCAGAAGUUUCACAGUGGUGAGAAACCUUUCGAGUGUAAUGAAUGUGGAAAGGCUUUUCAUCUUCCUGACCUGCUCAAGUACCAUAAAACCAUUCAUACAGGUGAAAAACCAUUUGAAUGCAGGGAAUGUGGGUUGUAUAGGAUUAUCCAUGCUGAUGUGAAACCAUACAAAUGUAGUGAGUGUGGGAAAGCCUUUAAGCGUCGCUCAAACCUCGUGCAACAUCAGAAAACUCAUUCUGAUGAGAGACCCUUUCAGUGUAAGGACUGUGGGAAGGGCUUCAUUGUUCUGGCUCAGCUCACAAGGCACCAGAACAUUCACACUGGAGAGAAGUCAUUUGAAUGUCAUGAAUGUGGGAAGGCCUUCAGACUCCCCCAACAGCUCACAAGACAUCAGAAGUCUCACAGUGGUGAGAAACCUUUCAAAUGUAAUGAAUGUGGAAAGGCUUUUCAUCUUCCUGACCUGCUCAAGUACCAUAAAACCAUUCAUACAAGUACAAAACCAUUUGAAUGCAGGGAAUGUGGGAAGUCCUUCCAUCGCAUCUCUAACCUUGUUGAACAUAGGCUUAUUCAUGCUGAUGUGAAACCACACAAGUGUAAUGAGUGUGGGAAAGCCUUUAAAAGAAACAAAAGCCUCAUGCAACAUCAGAAAAUCCAUUCUGGUGAGAGACCCUUUCAGUGCCAGGAGUGUGGGAAGGCCUUCAUUGUUCUGGCUCAUCUCACUCGGCAUCAGACCAUUCAUACUGGAGAGAAGUCAUUCGAGUGCAAGGAAUGUGGCAAGAAAUUCAGAACUGCCACACACCUUGUUCAGCACCAGAGUAUUCAUACUGGUGAGAAACCCUUUGAAUGCAAUGUAUGUGGGAAGGCUUUUCGGCUUCAGAUAUACCUUUCUGAGCAUCAGAAAACUCACAUGGAAGCAAAACACUUUGAAUGCAAUAUAUGUGGGAAGGUCUUUAGGCUUCAGGUAUACCUUUCUGAGCAUCAGAAAACUCACACUGAAGAGAAACCUUUCAAGUGUAAGCUCUGUGGAUCAGCCUUCAGAAGUAAGUACCAACUUAGUAAACAUCACACAGUUCACACUGAUGAAAAACCCUAUCAGUGCAAGGAAUGUGGCAAAUGCUUUCGUCAAAGGUCAAAUUUUACCGAUCACCAGAGUAUUCACACUGGAAAAAAACCCUUCCAAUGUAAAGAGUGUGGGAAAUUUUACAGACUCAAUACACUUCUCAUUCGUCAUCAGAAGUCUCACAGUAGUGAGAGACCUUAUGAGUGUAAAGAAUGUGGAAAGGCUUUCCAUCUUCCCAGUGAACUUAAUAACCAUCAAAUUGUUCAUACAAGUAACAGACCCUUUGAGUGCAAGGUAUGUGGGAAGUCCUUCAAGCGUGAAUCCACUCUCAUUCAACAUAUGGCCAUUCAUUCUGGUGUGAAAUCAUAUGAAUGUAAAGAAUGUGGGAAAGGUUUUAUUCACCGCUCAAGCCUAUUGCACCAUCGGAAAAUUCAUUCUGAUGAGAAACCGUUUAAGUGUCAGGAGUGUGGAAAGGCCUUUGUUGUUCUGGCAUACCUCACUCGGCACCAGAGCAUCCACACUGGAGAGAAAUCAUUUGAAUGUCAGCACUGUGGGUCAGCCUUCAGAUACAAGUCCCAACUCAGUAAACAUCAGAGAAUUCAUACUGAUGUGAGACUCUUUCAGUGCAUGGAAGGUAGGAAUGACUUUGUUCAUGGACUAGACCUUAGAAUUCAUCAGGGAAUCCAUACCAGUGAGACUCCCUUUCAAUGUAAUGAAUAUGGGGAACCCUUUCAUAAUCAUAACCAAUUUUCUUGGACAUAUUAGAAUUCAUACUGGUAGGAAACCCUAUCACUGUAAGGAAUGUGGAAAGAACUUCAAUUUGAGCUCAGGCCUUCUUUAACAUAAAAGAACCCAUGCUGGUGUCAAACACUAUGAAUGCGAGGAAUGUGGGAACAUUUAUAGAAUUAGCUCAAGCUCUUCAGAGAGUCCAUUGAGGUUUGAAACCAUGUGAAUGAGAAGAAUCAGGAAAAGUCUUUAUUGUAAACGAUGAGUUUAGACAUCAUCAGAAAAUCUGUAAUAGCCAGGAGUCCUAUUCGUGUAAGGGAGGUGGACAAGCUAUUGUAUGAAAAUGUUACUGAACAUCAGGGUCCUCAUAUUGGGAAUACUGUGACUUAAAAUAAUGUGGGAACUUUAAUCUGCCCUGGAUAUGGUGACCAUUGGUGUGUCAUAUCCUGUCAAUGCCAGAAGCUCUUUGGAAUGAGAAUGUGGGAAGUGGUUGUUAAGAGUAAAUACUUGGUUGAGAUUUUCAUGUCAAAAAUUCAGGGUAGCAAUUAUGUUCUUGAUUUACUCUCCUCUUGUUAGUUGUAUAAAUUUUAUUCAUCAAUCAAUAGUCAUCCAGGAUAAUCAAUUUAGGGGUAACAGUUAUUGGAACUGAGUAUUUGGUUAGUUCCCAUGGUCUGUAGAAGAGUUUUUAAAGUUUUCUCCUUUUAUCAGCGUUAGUAUAACUGACAUGAAAGGUUAAUUGUGUGUUAGAUAGUUUAGGAAAGUCUCAUGCUUUUACUCACUGUUACACUUUAACCUUAUUCUGGAUAAAUCUCAUGGAUGAACAUGAAAGGAUUUGAAUUGUUCCCCAUUCCUUAAGUAUUUGUGUGGACAUUUAAAAGAAAAAACCAGUCAUUUAUGAGUAAGUACUUUCUAAAAGGGUGAAACCCAUAAAAAUUUCAGGAUGUAAAACCCUAUAAUUCAAUGCCUUCCACCCACAUGUGAAGAUAAAGUAUACACUUUUGAUAGGACAAGAAAGUCCACAGGCUUUUCCAUCUCUUUUUCUUGCUAAGAUCAUUUCAGGUUUGACUAAAAUUUGAGUAGAAUUUCCUUGAUGGAGAAUAUUGUGGAAAAUUGUCCAACUCUACUUAGAGACUGGAGUUUAAAUUGCCUCUGCUAAUUUAGCCUAUCUUCUGUUAAGAGCCCUGUGUGUUUAAACCUCUCCCUCCAGCUAUCUGCUUAUUUUUGGCUAAUUUUAAACUACCUGCUUGUCCAAAAGCUCCCCCUGUAGCUCCUGAACAACGUAGUAAUAAGAUGUGGGAUUUCCUCUAAAUGCCAGGGCUAUUCUUGGGUUCCAAAUACAUGAAUGUACUCAGAGCUAGCUGGAAUAAAGACUUUCAUUUUGAAGUAAACUGCAUUUGAAUGGUCUUCUCUUGUGGGCUCCCUAUAGUGCAUUAACAAAAAUAGCCAGAUUGAAAGCACUUAUAAAAAUGUUGGAAAAUUUUUGUCCAUAUGAAAAACUUGGAACAGUCAACAACAUACAUCUGUAUCCUCACCUAGAUUGAAAAUUGUCAACAGUUUACAAGGUUGAUCCUGUUUUUCUGUAUAUAUAGAUAUUUGAGGCUGUACCAUUAAGACUAUGUUUUAGAGUUUGGAGUGGAAAUGCAUGCUCAAAUCCUAAGGAAGUGUAAAGCUAAGACAGGAGGAUCAAGAGUUGGAUGCAAGUCUAGCUAUAUACUGACGUUAAGUCCAACUGUGGUAGUAUUGAGACUCCUUAUCAAAUCAAUAAGUAAAAGUUGUAGACGUGACAUUUUAUCCCUUACUACAUCACCCAAGAUGAAAUGUCAUCUAUACUACAGAACCAUAAAUAUUCCGAAGGAAAUGAUUCAGAAUUUAUGACAUUUAGAAGUUUGUCAUUGGCCUCCAAACUCCUUUUUUUUUUUCAAGUGUAUAUAUCCUGAGGAGAAUCUUGUAUAGAGAUUUGGCCUUGCCCUAUUUUAUAUUGAGUUUUCAGUGUUGAUUUAACCCAGGGUGUUGUGCACAGUAUUAUUGUAUCUUCUAUACAAGGACAAUUAGAUUCAGAUGAAAUAUUUUGGAUGAAUACACACUGUAGGUUGUAUGUUCUGUCCAACCUAUCUAGAAACAUUUAUGUGUCAGCUAUAAUAUUACUGGUGAAAUUAUGGUUGGUAAUUUGGGUAAAAUGGUGGGUGCCAGAGCUCUAUUAAAAGGUCUAGUUUGUUGUGUAUAAGUAGUCUAUGUAGUUCCAAACAGAUAUUUAUAAUUUAAUCUUGGUUAAAUAUAAGUAAAGAUCGAAAUCAACUUUAAAUUGAUAGUAUAAUAAAGUUGUAUGGUGUAACUUGAAUACCAUGAUUUAAGUUGUAUGGUGUAACUAAUGCUGUACUCAGUUCUUGAGUUGUAGACAUAACAUUUUAUCUUUUCUUGAUUUAUGUCAUCUUUUCGUCAAGUGACCUGUGUAAUUGGAAAACUCAAAACUCAUCAUUCUGUGGAAAGAGUAGAGAAACUGCCUCCAAGCUGAGCUGGUUGGGGGUUCUGUUGUGGGGAACACUGAUGGAAUGCAGCCAGGAUAGAAUGGAUUUUUCCCUUUUGUCCAGUAUUGACCAAGGAGGGAAUUUUCUCUAAGACUUCUUUAGAUGAAUUAGACAGCUGCUUAGAAGGUUGCCUUUUUCACCCAGUUUACACUAUCUAUUAGGAAAAGAAAGUUAUAAAACUUAGAUGGAUUUAAAGGCAGAAAUAGGCCCAGUUCCUGGAUGUGGCCUAAAAGGAAACAACAACAAACUGAAAGACAAGAUCCUUUGGAUAAACUGAAAGCCAUCAUCCUCUUCUCUAUUGAUGAGACUCGGUUAGGGUACAGAUACCCAGCAAAAUGUUGGUGUCUUGCCCUCCUUCAGAAGAAUAUCUCUUAGCUGAAAGUUGUGCUCCCAAUCAAAGAUACAUCUUUUAGAUUGCCAACCAAAAAUCCUGAAGGCGAGGGCAAAAUCACCUCCCACCCCAGGAUUAGUUCAACACCAACGUCAGCUAAACAGUUAAGCCACUCCUGACCAGAAUGAACAAUACCAAGUAGCCCUGGAAAGAUGAUUGGGAAAUUGCAGUCUGUCUUGCCUGGCUUAUCAAGACAGACACACAACACAAUUCUCCUGUCUGUGAUGAAACCUGGGACUUCUGGUCAUCGACUCCAGAAUCUGAAAUAAAAAGAAAAAAAAAUUAUUAAGAGAGUCCUGCCUCUACCCUGUGGUCUCAACCCCAUACAUUCUCAUGAGUCUGAUUUGCCUAGAGAAGUAGGCAGAUAUUGCCUUGGACCUGAAAGAUGUGUUCUCCAGCCUCUCAUUGUUAGAGCUAAGUCAAUUCAUCUUUGCUUUGGAGUGGACGGACCAAGAAGGAGGUUAUAGAGGGUAACUUAGAUGGACCAGGUUGCCUCAGGGAUUUGACAAUUUUUCCAACCCUCUUUGAUGAGAGUGUUGGAAACUUGUGUUUCCAAUCUUAGGUCAACUAAGUAUUAACCCCUUGCUCUUCCACCAGGGGUUUGCAGGGCCCAUACUCUUAUAAUAUAUAAAGACCUCCUAGCCUCUAAAACUAACAGAAAUUAAAAGGGCCACGGAGGGACUCCUGCAACAGUUAUAGAACUUGGGGUACACCAUGUCAGCUCAAAAAGCCCUACUUUGUACACCUCAUGCGACUUGAAGAGGUGAGGCAAAAGGAGCCUGUCUCAAAGUAGGAUUGCUGCCAGUUCUUCAGAUCCCAACACCAAAGACCAAGAGACAUGUUUGAGAAUUCUCAGGUUCAUCUAUGUAUUUCUGACCCAAGAUACCAGAGUUUGUGGAAAUAGCAACACUUUUAUAUACUGGAGCAAAUCAGGCCCUGCGUGCCUAAUCUGGAUAGACUAAACAAAAGGCAUUUGAGGCUUUAAAUGACUUAGGCUCCAGCCUUAGCAAUUCCAGAUACCUCAAAACCUUUUCAUCUGAUUAUGGAACAAAAUACAAAAGGGUUUUAUCCCAAGCUUUGGGGCCAUUGAAAAGCCUUGUGACAUAGCUGUCCAAACAUUUGGAUCCUUUAGCCACAGGAUGACCCACUUGUCUAAGAGCAAUGCCAGGAAAGAGAGAGAGAGAGUGAGAGAGAGAGAGAGAUCAGUAUCUUAUACUCACAGCACCACAACUGGUUGUGACCUUCCUCUGAGGAACCCCAGGAUUCGAUGCCUGUGUACCAGGCUCUACUCGUGAACCACCCUCGUGUGCAAUUUGAGAAACCCAUGUCUAUCAAUCCUGCUCCCCUCUUUUCUAUAUGAGUAUGUACAGGUCCUCAUCUGUGGCUGACUGGAGAUGACAUCCCCCUAAAAGAGUUUGAUGCAGUGCUCUACUCAGGUAGGAACAGCUUCAUUAAUGAUGAAACCAGUAUAUGGGGUGUAACCUUCAGACCAUAUACCACUGAGGCGGGGCCACCUGCAGUGCUGCUUCUCCGACUCAACUAAUUUCCUUUGAUGUGACACUGCCUGCCACCUGCCAUGAGGCCUAACCGGUUCUCCAAGAUUUUCCGGAGUUAACUACAACCUGUGAAUCUGGCGAAUUACUGCUAAAAGGCUGUGCUGACAACAUCAAGAAACUUGGUGUGAUAGGGGAUGGGUUUCCUUCUUUAUGAGCACAGACUUUUUUAUUAAACAUUUGAUCCUUGAGCAGA
This is a messenger RNA of Mus musculus (house mouse), 8284 nucleotides long. It is a transcript of the gene Zfp974, whose product is annotated as zinc finger protein 974. Lineage: Eukaryota; Metazoa; Chordata; Mammalia; Rodentia; Muridae. Gene Ontology annotation, cellular component: nucleus. The record is from RefSeq and is a predicted model, not a curated record. The coding region runs from base 1178 to 3658 and encodes 826 amino acids. The transcript has 5 exons.